Messenger RNA from Leucoraja erinaceus (little skate), 6619 nucleotides. Its product is annotated as NACHT, LRR and PYD domains-containing protein 3-like. The transcript has 12 exons. Gene Ontology annotation, molecular function: protein binding. Gene Ontology annotation, cellular component: cytoplasm. The record is from RefSeq and is a predicted model, not a curated record. Lineage: Eukaryota; Metazoa; Chordata; Chondrichthyes; Rajiformes; Rajidae. The coding region runs from base 559 to 3456 and encodes 965 amino acids.
GUGCGGUCACAGGCGCCCGGGGACGGGGGGAGGGAGGGAGGCCCCGCUGUUUAUACAGGUCGGGGAUGGCCGUCAGCUCAUAACGAGGAUCAGGAUUGGGCCAGUGGAGUGUGAGAGCAGCGGGGCAUGUGAACGGCAUUCACCACCGUGUUGAUGGAGCGGACCAGGGAGGAGAUCCAGUGACCUUGACAACGAGGACAGACGAUGCUCAUACAAAGUCUCGAUGACGGAGGUCCUGGCAAGGUUUGAUGAUCUGCUGCUGCUCGAAUUGACAAAUCAUUGCCUCCAGAGGCUGGAAGAGGCGAUUCAAGAGGUGGUGGUAGAAUGUCAUUUUCGUUCUAGCAUACGAGAGAUAUUUCAGUGACCAAAAGUACAAGCAAAUCAUCAAAGGCACAAAUAAAGGAUAACGUGCGGCCAGUUCCAGACUUCUCCUCAAACUGGUGACAGAGAAAGAGCCCCGGGUCCGAAAACUGAUAUGGAAACGCUUCGUGAAAAUGCACAACGUGCUCUCCAAAUGCGAGGAAUUGCUGAAAGCAAUGGGGGAAGGUGGUACAGGACAUGCAUGGUUCGAUAUGGAAUCUGUUCUUAUCAUCAAAACACAACCCGCACUCAUUCCAUGAACUGAUUCCACCAAUUUGUGAUCUGAUCGAAUCGUUCAAAGCCAUGCAGGCUUCCUUGGAACUAGCUGCUGAACUGAAAGAUGUUCGGCAGAUGCACAGGGAGAUACUGAAGGCACAGACGGAAACAUUGAGAGUGAACAUGUUCCUGAUGACGGAGAAGGUUAAGGUGUUCCCACUGGUUGAUCGAUAUGCUGAGCUCACGAUUAUCUUCACUGUUCGAGAUCGGGACGUAGUGGAACAUGAGCUGUUGGCAAGAGGCCGGGACCAUGAAGUGUGGAGAGAGGAACUUCUCGGGGGAGAGUUUGAAAAAAUUCGAACUGAUCAGUUAUUCCAGAGCUUUUGGGCGAGGAAAUCCAAAUCAGGCAGUUCGUCUUCUGUGGCUGGAGUUGCGGGGGUCGGAAAAACAACAAUGGUGCAAAAAAUUGUUUAUGACUGGGCUGCAGGAAAAAUAUUCCAACAAUUCCAGUUUAUCUUCAGUUUCAAAUUCCGAGAUUUAAACACGAUUAAAGACAGGAUAACCCUGAACGAACUGAUUCUGGAUCAGUAUCCUUACUUUAGGAAUAUCCUGGGAGAAGUCGGGAAGAACCCAGAGGGAUUGCUAUUUAUAUUUGAUGGCUUGGAUGAAUUCAAGGGCAUAAUCAAUUUUGCUGAGAGUCAGAGAGACACAGAACCUCAGCACCAGUGCCCAGAUCCUGAAUCCCGGUGUGAAGUGUCUGACAUUGUGUACAGUUUAAUCCAGCACAAGCUGCUCCCAGGGUGUUCAGUGCUAGUGACCACCCGCCCCACUGCGUUACAUUUAUUGGAAAAGGCAGAGAUCAGUGUCUGGGCUGAAAUCCUGGGAUUUGAUGGUGAGGAGCGGAAGGAAUAUUUCACCAGGUAUUUUGAAGAUCAGUCGGUGGCAGCAGCUGUUUUCAAACAUGUGAAGGAGAACGAGAUCCUGUACACCAUGAGCUACAACCCCUCCUACUGCUGUAUCCUCGGCCUGACACUGGGCCCCUUCUUCACACAAACACACUGGGACCCGCAGCGAGUUCCCAAGACCAUCACACAACUAUAUUGCGACUAUAUUUACAACAUCCUGAAAAACCACGGCCGUGAGAUUGAGAGCCCCCGUGAGGUGUUACUGAGGGUUGGUCAGAUGGCCUUCACUGGAGUGGCUGAGAAGAACAUUGUGUUCACAGAUGGAGAUUUGAUCAAAUACAAUCUGCAGCCUUCCCAGUUCCUGUCCGGGUUCCUGAUGGAUCUUUUGGAGAGAGAGGAUUCAGCCCGGAGCGUGGUGUACACCUUCCCGCACCUCACCGUCCAAGAGUUUGUAGCCGCACUCGCACAAUUCCUGACUCCAGAUCCCGGAAAUAUUUUGAAACUCCUCAGUGAAGCCCACAGCACGACAGAUGGGAGAUUUGAAGUGUUUCUCCGUUUUGUCGCUGGUCUCGCCUCUCCCGGGGCAGUUCAGGGCCUGGAGGAGUUUCUGGGUCGAUUUCGUCAACAAACAACCUGCCGAGUGCUUGACUGGGUGAAGGAGGAGGUUAAACGCCGGGCUGGAAAUACAUGGACUAAAGCUGAUAAAAUGAGCCUCCUGAACGCAAUGCACUACAUAUUUGAGUCUCAGAAUCAUGCACUGGCUCAGCUGGGGAGUGUGGAAACACUUUCAUUUUGUGGACUGGAACUCACCCCGAUUGACUGCGCGGUCCUGUCUCAUGUCAUUGGGCUGUGUGAUACAAUCAAACACCUCGAUCUGGAGUACUGCUGCAUUCAGUGUGACGGUCUCCGGCGGCUGGGACCGGCUCUGCACAAGUGUCAGUACUUGGGACUGGGAGGGAACAGGCUGGGAGAUUCCGGAGUGAAACUGCUGUCUGCGGCUCUGGUAAAUGCGGACUGUAAAAUACAGAGACUGGGGCUGUGGCGUAUCAACCUCACAGAUUCUGGUGCCAAGAUUCUCGUCACCGCUGUUUGUACAAACCGCUCACUGAUGGAACUGAACCUGGGAGGAAACGACCUGGGAGAUUCUGGAGUGAAACUGGUGUCUGCAGCUCUGAGGAACCAGGACUGUCAAAUACAGAGAUUGCAGCUGCAAUGUGUCGGUCUCACAGAUUCUGGAGCCGAGGAUCUCGUCUCUGCCCUCAGUACAAACCACUCACUGAUGGAGCUGGAGCUAACUGAGAAUAAAUUGGGAGAUUCCGGAGUGAAACUAGUGUCUGGGGCUCUGAGGAAGCCGGACUGUAAACUACAGAAACUGUGGCUGGGCCGUGUCGGUCUCACAGAUUCUGGAGCCGAGGAUCUCGUCUCUGCUCUCAGUACAAACCACUCACUGACGGAGCUGGACUUGGGAGGGAAUGGCCUGGGAGAUUCUGGAGUGAAACUGGUGUCUGCGGCUCUGAGGAACCCUGAUUGUAAAAUACAGAGACUGGGGCUGUGGGCUGUUGGUCUCACAGAUUCUGGAGCCGAUGAUCUCGCCUCCGCUCUCAGCACAAACCGCUCACUGACGGAGCUGAACCUGGGGGACAAUGAACUGGGAGACUCUGGAGUGAAACUGGUGUCAGCGGGUGUUAGGAACUCGGACUGUGAAAUGCAGCGACUGUGGCUGGACAGUAUCAAUCUCACAGAUUCUGGACUCGAUGAUCUAGCCUCCGCUCUUAGUACAAAGCUCUCACUGCUGGAGCUGGAGCUGGGAUCAAACUCCCUCACAGACCGAUCUGUUGCCUCUCUUCGCCGCCUCAUACUUGCCCUCCCGAGUCUGGAACGGAUCAGGUUGGGGAGUAAUCGGUUCAGUGCAGAUGGACGGAACCAGCUGGAGAGUCUGCGUGGAAUCAGACCUGGGCUGAGUGUGGAGCUGUGAACAUCUCCAUGUGUGAACGUCACCUCCCAGGGAAUAGGAAUAAUGUUGGCCAAUUUCCCGCCCACCCCUUUAAACGGCGGCGCUCCGGGAUUAAACCCCAGUGGUUCCCGGCUCGGGCCGGGCGGGCUGUGACAUGAGAGGCAGCCGUAUUGACACGUGACCCGGACACGAGGCGCUGCUGCUGAUGCCGAUAUCCGGUGCUGCCCCCAGUUUGACAGGUGAAUCACAGCAAUCUAGGAUGUGACUUGAUCAUCUUCUUAUCGAGUCAACAUCACAAGAUUAUGAUAUUGUUCAUACACGACUGAGCACACUUCUCGGCGUCUUCAUUGUCGGCAGCGAGAUCGGCUGAUGUACAUUGGUUUUCCAGUUGAGGGCACUUCAGCAGGUUUUGCAAUGUUUGUGGUUCAAUAGCACAUUCGCAGGUGACAUGGUUGGAGUUAUAUCCCCACAUGUUUAGAGACACCUUGGCUCUGCCAACACCAGUUCUCAACCAAUUGAGGCAUUUCCAUCUGGCCCAACUUGCGUCUACACCAGGAGGGAGUUGCUCACUUGCCUUCAGUCCAUUGGUAGUUGAGGGAGGUAUCAUCCCAUAUGCAGACUCGGGCUUCACUUGUAAUGCCAGCCUCAAGAGGAGUCACACAGUUACGAAAACCUUUCCUCCACUUUAGGCGGCUCAGAAAUGGUACCUGGCCAAAUAUUGGAUGUAGGGCAUCUAUUAUCUGCCGCUGGCUCUGUAAUUAUGCUCGUACAGCUCACCCCCUUAGUCUAGUUAGUAAAACACUGAGUCAAGCACUGGAUCAACUAUUCUUUAUUCUUCUCAAACAUGAACGGACUUCCUAUACGAUACCUAACCAUAGAAACAUCGAAAAUAAGUGAACGAGGAGGCCACUCGGCCCAUUCAUUGUGAUCAUGCCUGAUCAUCCCCAAUCAAUAACCCGUGCCUGCCUUCCCCCCUUGAUUCCACAAGCCCCUAGAGCUCUAUCUAACUAUCUUAAAUCCAUCCAGUGAUUUGGCCUCCACUGCCCUCUGUGGCAGGGAAUUCCACAAAUUCACAACUCUCUGAGUGAAAACGUUUUUCCUCACCUCACUCUUAAAUGACCUCCCCUUUAUUCUAAGACUGUGGCCCCUGGUUCUGAACAUUUUUCCUGCAUCAAGCUUGUCCAGUCCUUUUAUAAUUUUAUAUGCUUCUAUAAGAUCCCCGCACAUCCUUCUAAACUCCAGUGAAUACAAGCCUAGUCUUUUCAAUCUUUCCUCAUAUGAUAGUCCCGCCAUUCCAGGGAUCAAUCUCGUGAACCUACGCUGCACUGCCUCAAUCACAAGGAUAUCCUUCCUCAAAUUAGGAGACCAAAACUGUACACAAUACUCCAGAUGUGGUCUGACCAGAGCCCUAUACAACUGCAGAAGAACCUCUCUACUCCUGUACUGAAAUCCUCUUGUUAUGAUCCAACCGUGGGUCCGAUCCUUAAUCAGGAUCCUUAAUAAUAACAUACAGUUUAGACAAAUGUUGCUCUUAGUAUUUAUUCGGGUGUGCCAUGGUAAUUGCCCUUUUCACCAUUGCUCCUAGAUCUUUAGCACUUGCUGGACCAUUUACUUUGCUGGUGAAAUGUGGAGCAACCGCUGCAGCCCUUUUCCAUAAUUUCACUGGUACCUCGGCGUACUACGCAAUGCCCUCCUUGCCUUUAACUAGUGCCAAAAUUCUUAUUUCCUGUCCUUCAUACGGUUUAAAGAAGGCUUCCAUCUCCCUAUCCUUACCACUCCUGUCGUAAGCCAAUGUAAUAUGGUGUGGAGGUUCUUCAUCCAAAUCUAAGGACCACCAUUGGAGGGUCACUGUCGAAUAACACUGCCUUUCGGGAGCCCAGGGGGUCACUACUAUCCCACCAUUGCCGCACUCGAUCUUUAAUUGAAAUGCACAGAGCAAAUCUCUGGCCAUUAAAUUGCAAUCCACUAUAAACCCACUGACUCCCAUGGCUAUCUGGACUACACUUCUUCCCACCCUGCUUCCUGUAAGGACUCCAUCCCCUACUCCCAAUUCCUCCGCCUACACCGCAUCUGCUCCCAGGAUGAGGCGUUCCACACCAGGGCAUCAGAAAUGUCUUCAUUCUUCAGGGAACGGGGGUUCCCCUCCGCCACCAUAGAUGAGGCUCGCACCAGGGUCUCUUCCAUACCCCGCUACACUACUCUCUCUCCCCAUUCCUGCACUCGCAACAAGAGCAGAGUCCCCCUAGUCCUCACCUUUCACCCCACCAGCCGUCACAUACAGUAAAUAAUCCUCCGCCAUUUCCGCCACCUCCAACGUGACCUCACCACUCGUCACAUCUUCCCAUCUCCCCCCAUGUCUGCCUUCUGCAAAGACCGCUCCCGCUGCAACUCCCUUGUCAAUUCUUCCCUCCCGCACCACCCCCUCCCCGGGCACUUUCCGUUGCAACCACAGGAGGUGCAACACCUGUCCCUUUACCUCCGCCCUCGACUCCAUUCAAGGACCGAAGCAGUAGUUCCAGGUGCGACAGAGGUUCACCUGUAUCUCCUCCAACCUCAUCUACUGCAUCCGCUGCUCUAGAUGUCAGCUGAUCUACAUCGGUGAGACUAAGCGCAGGUUGGGCGAUCGCUUUGGUCCGCAAGAACCUACCUGACCUCCCGGUGGCUCAGCACUUCAACUCCCCCUCCCAUUCUGGGCCAUUGACAACGCCCAGAGGAUUGUCGGCUGCCCUCGCCUUACCUUGGAGGACUUACACAGUUCCCGCUGCACCAAAAAAUCCCAGAGUAUCAUAAAGGACAUUUCCCACCCCGGACACUCCCUGUUUGAACUGUUGCCGUCAGGCAGACGGUACAGAUCUACAAGGACAAGGACGAACAGACUAAAAAACAGUUUUUACCCCACUGCUAUAAAAGCACUAAAUGUAGCCGCCAAGGAACGCAGGGGCGAGACAUACUAAGGGACUGUGGUACACUGUGAAAUCGACAGAAGGAUGGAGGGUUGGGUGUUUAUGCGUGCUAUUUUCGUGAUAUUUAUUUUAAUUGUUUAUCUUUUAAUAUUUUACCUUGUAUGUAUCGUUAGCUUUUAGAAAUGUUUGAAUGGUGCACUGACUGGCUGACAUUUUUAAAUUUCGUUGUACAUGGUUCAUGUUACAAUGACAAUAAAGAAACUAUUCUAUUCUAUUCCCAA